This is a messenger RNA of Serendipita indica DSM 11827, 1377 nucleotides long. The record is from the annotation of a GenBank genome assembly. Lineage: Eukaryota; Fungi; Basidiomycota; Agaricomycetes; Sebacinales; Serendipitaceae.
AUGGCCAGCUCUCAAACGACAAUUAUUCCUCAUUCGCAAAAACCCUUCGUGACGAGAGAAUAUCCGUCGGAGGAUGAACUUAAUGCCAUAAUCGCUGCAGCAGCUGAUGCACAAAACUCGUGGAGCAAAACAGCGUUGUCAGAGCGCCUGGCGAUCUGCAAGAAAUUUCUGGACGAGAUGAAGAAGAUGGAGGAUGUGAUCGCAAAGGAACUGACUAUCCAAAUGGGAAGACCACUUUCACAAACCCCUGGAGAACUCAGAGGCUUCGUAGAUCGAGCGAAUUACCUGCUAUCCAUCGCAGAAUCCUGCCUGCAAGACAUUCCUCUGACUGAAUCUGAUAAGCCUGGGUUUCGUCGAUACAUUCGCCGUGUUCCUUACGGAGUCGCGUUUCUGAUUGUACCCUGGAACUAUCCCUAUCUGACUACUGUCAACUCUUUGAUACCCGCUUUGCUUGCAGGCAAUACCGCUCUUUUGAAGCCAUCACCUCAGACACCCCUUACUGCAGAACGAAUCUCAGAGGCAUUUCAAAGAGCAGGACUGCCCGAAAACGUGUUGCAAGUGGUUCACCUCUCACCUGAACUCGUAAAGUACGCUUGCCGGCAUCCUUCGGUUAAGUACAUCAGCUUUACCGGAAGCGUAUCUGGGGGAAGAGAUAUUGACCAGGCGGCUGCCGCAUCAGGCGACUUUAAGACUGUUGGGCUAGAGCUUGGUGGAAAGGAUCCUGCAUACGUUCGUGCAGACGCCAAUGUGGAUUAUGCAGUGGCAGAAUUGGUGGAUGGCGCUCUCUUCAACUCGGGUCAAAGUUGCUGUGCUGUCGAGCGCAUCUAUGUUCACGAGGCAAUAUUUGACGAGUUCACCCGCAAGUUUGUAGACCUUGUCAAGACGUACAAACUUGGCGACCCCACGGAGAGCGGUAUCAGUCUAGGUCCGGUCGUGAGUGUAGCCAGUGCAAAACGAAUCAGGGAUCAGGUGCAGCGUGCCGUGGCUGCUGGGGCCAAACCCCUGAUACCCGAGGAGUUGUUCCCGGUAGCGAAGAGCGAGCAAUUCCUAGCAAUGGAUGUUGUCACUGAAGAAACCUUCGGGCCCAUUGCACCGAUCAUGAAGGUAUCUGGGGACGAAGAAGCUGUCCAGUUGAUGAAUGACUCCAAGUACGGUCUUACCGCCUCUGUCUGGACGACGGAUGAAGCCGCAUUCGAAUCGCUCGUUGACAAGAUUGAUGCGGGCACCGUGUUUAGCAAUCGCUGUGACUACCUUGAUCCGGCGCUUGCGUGGACUGGAGUCAAGCAUAGUGGCAGAGGGAUCAGUCUCAGCAAGUAUGGCUUUGAUCAAGUCACUAGGGCGAAGAGCGUCCAUAUUAAAACCAGUCCUCCCCCAUGA